GGUUUGGACUCUCCAAAUCCACCUUCCAGCCCUUUUUCAACUCCACGUCGGGACACAACAAGGCUGCAAUCGCAGGUGACCGGUGACUGCGCAGUGGGCUUGGGUACUCGGAUCAAUCAACAGAUUUUUUUUGUGUAAUUUUGAGGACAUUAAGACGAUUUCGCCAUGGCCGACUACCUUUUGUUCGAGGGCCCUAUGGGCUACUCAAUCUUCAAAGUCGCUCACCAGGGAGACAGCGUUGGAAAUCGCUUGAAGGAGGUUCAAGAUGGUGUGAAUGAUCUUGCGAGGUUCGGCAAGAUGGUUGAACUCGCCAGUUUCCUGCCAUUCGAAAACAACAAGCAGGCUCUCAGCGAAAUCAACGAUGUUUCGGAAGGUGUCGCUUCUGACACUCUUAUCAACUUUCUCGAAUUGAACCUUCCAAAGGCCAGCAAAAAGAAGAAGAUCGUUCUCGGACUUGCUGACAAGGCACUGGCUUCAAGUAUCAAAUCAGCCUUCCCUUUCGUCGAUUGCGAGACUGGAGACACCAGUGAAGUUGUCCAAGAUAUGCUUCGUGGUAUCAGGCUGCAUGCCACUAAGUUGCUAAAGCAGCUCCGUGAGGGUGAUAUGGAUACUGCCCAGCUUGGUCUCGGUCACGCCUACUCCCGCGCUAAGGUCAAGUUCUCCGUCCAGCGUGACGACAACCACAUUAUUCAGGCUAUUGCAAUUUUGGACCAACUCGACAAGGCCAUCAACACUUUCUCUAUGAGAGUGAGAGAGUGGUACUCGUGGCACUUCCCUGAACUUGUCAAGAUCGUUUCGGAUAACCAGCGCUACGCUCAGAUUGCACUCUUUGUCAAGGAUAAAAAGACUCUGACUGAUGAGAGCUUGCACGAUCUUGCUGCUCUUGUGGAGGAUGAUGAAGGUGUUGCUCAGAGCAUUAUUGAUGCUGCCAAGCACAGCAUGGGCCAGGAAAUCUCCGAGUCCGACAUGGAGAACGUCAUUGCGUUCGCACAAAGAGUUGUCAGCCUUUCCAAGUACCGCAAGUCGCUGCACGCUUACUUGGUUUCCAAGAUGAGCGUCGUCGCUCCUAACCUUGCUGCGUUGAUCGGAGAGAUCGUUGGCGCUCGUCUGAUUUCGCAUGCCGGAAGCUUGACCAACUUGUCCAAGUAUCCCGCUUCUACCGUGCAGAUUCUUGGCGCAGAGAAGGCUCUUUUCAGAGCUCUGAAGACCAAGGGAAACACUCCCAAGUACGGACUGCUGUACCACUCUUCCUUCAUUGGCCGGGCUGGCCCCAAGAACAAGGGCAGAAUCUCGCGAUUCCUUGCAAACAAGUGCUCUAUUGCUUCCAGAAUCGAUAACUUCUCCGAGGAACCCUCGACCAAGUUCGGUGAAGUCCUGAAGAAGCAGGUUGAAGAACGCCUGGAGUUUUAUGCUUCUGGCGCACCCCCUACUAAGAACGAAGUUGCCAUGAAAUCUGCCAUGGAUGCCGUUCUGGCCGAGAUGGACAUCGACGCUGACGACAGCGACAAGGAGAUGCAGGACGUCGGUGACAAGGCUGAGAAGAAGGAGAAGAAGGAAAAGAAAGAAAAGAAGGAGAAGAAAGAGAAGAAGGAUAAGAGCGAGAAGGAAGAAAAGAAGAAGAAGCGGAAGUCCGACGUUGGCGAAGGCGAAUCUGAGAAGAAGAAGCGCAAGCACGACAGCGAUGCCGAGCCGUCCAAGAAGAAGAAGAAGGUCUAAGGGCACCACUCUAUGUUGGGACUAAAAGGGCGUAUUCGUCGCGGCGUUUGUAGGGUUGAUUUCUCUUUGUGAUUUACCUUGUUUUGAAUUUCCUUACAUCUUGUUGUUUUGAACGACUCUAUUGGGCUGGGUAUUUGUAAAUUAUAUGAUUGAAGCCUUUGUCGUGCUGAGUCUCAAUAGUCCACAGAACCUCAUUUGGUUCUAGCUAUUUCCUUUCAAAAGCUGAAUGUCCCUGGGAAAGACACAGGUCUAGGUAUCUAAUGUCUGGCCCGAGAAAACAUUGAUUAUCAUCAUU
This is a messenger RNA of Aspergillus novofumigatus IBT 16806, 2011 nucleotides long. It is a transcript of the gene sik1, whose product is annotated as snoRNP complex protein NOP56. The record is from RefSeq and is a predicted model, not a curated record. Gene Ontology annotation, cellular component: small-subunit processome; box C/D methylation guide snoRNP complex. Bases 166 to 1716 code for a protein of 516 amino acids. Gene Ontology annotation, molecular function: snoRNA binding. The transcript has 3 exons. NCBI's taxonomy places the organism in Eukaryota, Fungi, Ascomycota, Eurotiomycetes, Eurotiales, Aspergillaceae.